Molecule: messenger RNA, 3437 nt
Organism: Coregonus sp. 'balchen'
Lineage: Eukaryota; Metazoa; Chordata; Actinopteri; Salmoniformes; Salmonidae
Source: the annotation of a GenBank genome assembly
AUGGAUGUUGUGAACUUUGCUUCCUGUGCUAUUGGAAAACGCCUGGAUACUUUUGGCCUUCUACUGGACUUGGUUAUCUGGUUUGUGAAUUGGCUAAGCCUACUUUUCUCCAACAUGGGUUCCUCUCUGCAUGACCUGCCAGUGGUGCCGAGAGGCUCCACCUUAUUAGAAUGCUGGAACUGUGCCCUGUUCUCCUUCCUCACUGUAACCGAGGUGUCACGCCCUGGCUCAGGGUGUGGAUUUUCUAUGUUUUGUUUUCUAUGUUUUUGUUUCUAGAUCGUGUUGAUCUAUGUUGGCCAGGGUGGUUCCCAAUCAGAGACGGCUGUAGCUCGUUGUCUCUGAUUGGGGACCAUACUUAGGCAGCCUGUUGGCACCAGUUUAUUUGUGGGGAUCUUGUUCCGUAAGGUUUGUUUUGGUGUUGUAACCUCAGGACUUCACGUAUCGUUCGUUUUGUUGUUUUGUUCGUGUUGUGUACUGAAAUAAAAUGUACGCUUAUCACGCUGCGCCUUGGUCCGUGUCUUCAGUCGACGAUCGUGACAGAAGAUCCCACCAUAAGAGGACCAAGCAGCGUGCCCAGGAGGAGAAGAUGGCGAUGUCGCAGGUGGGCAAAUGGUGGUCUUGGGAGGAGAUAUUCGCGGGCAAAGGGCCAUGGGCAAAGGUGAAUGCCCAGGCAGGAGAGGAGACUGUGGAGGCGCGCUACAGAGAGGAGCAGCGGCAACGCAGAGGGUACCGGCCGAGGAGGAAGCCCGAGAGACAGCCCCAAUAAUUUUUUUGGGGGGGGCUAAAAGGGUGGUUGGCAGAGCCUAGAGGUAAAGCAGAGCCAACUCCCCGUACUCAGGCUAGGAAGCGUGAGACUGGGCAGGCUCCGUGUUAUCCUGUACGUCCUGUGCUAGCACCACGCACGUGUCGUUCUAAGGUGGGCAUGCAGCCAGGACGGGGUGUGCCGGCUCAACGCUCGUGGCCUCCAGUACCCCUCCUCGGUCCCGGAUAUCCUGCGCCAGUGCCACGUGCUGUAGCGCCAGUACGAGUGCACAGCCCUGUACGUCCUGUGCUGAUGCCUCACACAUAUUGUGCGGAAAUAGGCAUUCAGCCAGGACGGGUUGUGUCAGCUCUCCGCUCCAGACCUCCAGUCCGCCUCCACAGUCCGGUCUGGCCCGUUCCUGCUCCCCGCACCAAACCAGUGGUGCGCGUCGCCAGCCCGUUCCGGCCUGUUCCUGCUCCCCGCACCAAGGCAGUGGUGCACGUCACCAGCCCAGUCCGGCCUGUUCCUGUCCCUCGCACCAAGCCUGUGGUGCGCGUCGCCAGCCCGGUCUGUUCCUGUCCCUCGCACCAAACCUGUGGUGCGCGUCGCCAGCCCGGUCCGGCCUGUUCCUGUCCCUCGCACCAAGCCUGUGGUGCGCGUCGCCAGCCCGGUCCGGCCUGUUCCUGUACUCGCACCAAACCAGUGGUGCGCGUCGCCAGCCCGGUCCGGCCUGUUCCUGCCCCUCGCACCAAGCCUGUGGUGCGCGUCGCCAGCCCGGUCCGGCCCGUUCCUGCUCCCCGCACCAAGCCAGUGGUGCGCGUCGUCAGCCCGGUCCGGCCCGUUCCUGCUCCCCGCACCAAGCCAGUGGUGCGCGUCGUCAGCCCGGUCCGGCCCGUUCCUGCUCCCCGCACCAAGCCAGUGGUGCGCGUCGUCAGCCCGGUCUGGCCCGUUCCUGCUCCCCGCACCAAGCCAGUGGUGCGUGUGUCCAGUCCGGCACAGCCCGUGCCUGUUCCACCGGUGCCUGGUCCGGCACCGGUCAGCUGCUCCACUCCGGAGCCAGAGCAAUCCACUCCACCAGUGUCCAGUCCAGCUCCGGCCAGCGGGACCAGAUCAGGGGCGCAACGGGGGGGUGGAGAGAGAGUGGUGGUCACGCCCGGAGCCGGAUCCGCCUCCGAGGCGGAAUGCCCACCCGGCCCCUACCCUCUUGUGUUUGUGUGGCGCGGUCGCAGUCCGCGCCUUUGGGGGGGGGUACUGUCACGCCCUGGCUCUGGGGACUCUUAUAUGUUGAGCCAGGGUGUGGAUUUUCUAUGUUUUGUUUUCUAUGUUUUUGUUUCUAGAUCGUGUUGAUCUAUGUUGGCCAGGGUGGUUCCCAAUCAGAGACAGCUGUAGCUCGUUGUCUCUGAUUGGGGACCAUACUUAGGCAGCCUGUUGGCACCAGUUUAUUUGUGGGAUCUUGUUCCGUAAGGUUUGUUUUGGUGUUGUAACCUCAGGACUUCACGUAUCGUUCGUUUUGUUGUUUUGUUCGUGUUGUGUACUGAAAUAAAAUGUACGCUUAUCACGCUGCGCCUUGGUCCGUGUCUUCAGUCGACGAUCGUGACACGAUGUGGUCACAGGCACAGCCCACUGAGCUUUUAAUGUACUGGAGGGAUGGCUGCAGACCUUAGGAGGGGUGUUUGAGAGUUUCAAAAUGGUAGGCCACCUCUUCUCACGUUGUGUGGAGCACCAAGGAGCUGCUACACCGUGGACUACUGUCUGCAAAUACUGUGCUUGAACAGACUUGUGAAGGCUUCAGCAUUUUGCUCAGCCUUGUUUUCUACUUUGUCAACAUUCUCCUCAUUGGUACCCAGAACUGCUUCUCUGCAAUAGUAGGCCCCCUGCAUAAAGGCUUGGAGCUGGACCUCACUUCUCACCUUUCUAUACAGCUGCCUGGUGGGCACCUCUGUACUGUUUUGGACACCCAGCCAGCUAGCCCUGGAGUUUCUGAGCUCCAUUGGUCAUGUCUUUAUCACAGUAUUCAUGCUCAACAUCUAUGGCUUGCUCCUAACAUCGGUCAUCAUUGCUUUGACCUUGCUCUAUCUCAACCUGGAGCUGCCUCGUGUGGCCCAGCAAGGUCUUCAAUCCCAGGAAUGCUAAGUCUACAGAGGACCAUCUAUAGACUGUACCUGCUGGCCAUGGAGCAAGCUCAAGCUCUUCAGGAUAAUGCUGCCGUGCCAUGGGGCAGGUGGCACAAGCCAAGGAGCAGAACAGUACAGCCGCUUGUGGCUGAAGGGUGGAGUGGGGUACCCAGUUAUGGAUCUAAGGGCCCCAGGUAGUCCUACUGACCAUACAGGUAUCCUUCUACCCCCAGAGCAGACUGGAAGAGAACAAGUGGAGUUAUACUCAACACUUCAACAGUAGGUGGGAUGACAUCAACCUUGACCCAAACCAAUACCACCACCCGUCUACAAGGACUAUAGUGACGCAGCAUCCUGCCUCUGGCCAAGGCAGCUAGGCCCCUCCAGUAGACACUGGCCUCCUCAGCCUGUUGAAGGAGCAUGAGGAGUGGAAGAAGUGUGUAAUCUGUCAGGACAGGGUCAAGAACGUGCUGCCACCUGUGCCUGUGUCGCCACUGCUCGGCCAUCUUGCUGCAGCAGCCCCCCUUGCAGCACAGCAGUCCCCUCUGCCGACCGACCAUCACAUAGAUGUCUUCCUCUGA